GCCAAAUACAGCACCUUGUACGCUGCAUUCUUGGGUGUGAGGGCAGGGCUGUUGUGCAAGUGACAGACACUUGUGGAAUUACGUAAUGGCUGACCCAAAGUAUGCAAACCUUCCAGGUCUGGCUCCUGAUGACGAGCCAGAUACGUUUGAGACGGAUGAGCGACCGGAGGCCGACCAGGAUGCCGAUUAUGACGACGAAAGCGAGAACGUGGAAAAGCUGCAUGUAUCCGCCACGGAGGCCUUCAACAAGUUCAAAGACAAGAGCCUGGAUGGCCAGAAGGCGGACUUCUCAGAUCGCCUCCGAAGAGGACUGAACACGGGCUACGCGGCACGCACCGGCCAGUGGGAGCUGGCCGGCGAGGGCGAGCCAGAGACCGUCGUGCAGAAGUACCAGCGGCUGAAGCUGGAGGUGCAGCAGCUGGACGAGGAGAUCGCUAGCGUGCAGUCGGGCCUGCAGCCGGACUCGUCGGAGGCGGAUCGCUCGUCGGCCCAGAUCGGCGCCGAGGUGGAGCGGCUGCACCGGCACCUGGCCGAGGUCAACCUCGAGCAGCUCCUCGGCGCUCAGGUGCUCAACGCCCUGGGCGACCCGCAGGGCGCGCUGCGCAGUAAGCUGGAGCUGCAGCUGUCCCAGCUAGCAAGCGGGGCCGCGCCAGCCGCCAAGUCGGCCGCCCCGGCCGGCGGCGAGGGGGCCACCUACGAGCUGCACGUGCGCCCGGAGAAGGUGCGCGCUCAGCAGGCGUCGGCGCUCGGCGAGCUGGAGAAGCGGCUCGAGCGCAUGGAGCGGGCCGUGGGCGCCACGCCAGAGAAAAUGAGCCGGCUGUCGGCCGAGACGCGGCAGCGCUCGCUGCUGUCGGCCGUGGCCACUCUCAGCUCGAAGGUGGCCCUGCUGGACCCGGCCACGCUGGAGGCGGCCGAGGCGCGCCUUCAGGCGCUCCACCAGCGCAUGAACCAGCUGGCCGAGCAGCGCGCCGCCGGCGUCGACGCCGACAAACUGUCCACUAUCACGGAGCUACACGACCUGAUGCAGAAGACGGCCGGCGUCCAGGGCGAGCUGCCGGCCAUCCUGGAGCGUCUCAACUCUCUGCAGACGCUGCAUGAUCACGCGCUCAACUUCUCGCGCUCGCUGACCCAGCUGGAGUCGGCGCAGCAGAAGAUCGAGGCGGGCCUGAGCCAGGGCGAGGCGCGCCUCGGUCAGGUGCAGGCCGACUGCGCCGCCUCGCUGGACACCAUCAAGCAGGGACUCGACUCGCUCGCCGCUGAAUAUGAGCUGGGCGUACAGGCGGACGUUACCAUGCGAACGUAA
Messenger RNA from Pollicipes pollicipes, 1303 nucleotides. Its product is annotated as dynactin subunit 2-A. Lineage: Eukaryota; Metazoa; Arthropoda; Thecostraca; Pollicipedomorpha; Pollicipedidae. Bases 86 to 1303 code for a protein of 405 amino acids. Gene Ontology annotation, cellular component: dynactin complex. The transcript is spliced from 11 exons. Gene Ontology annotation, biological process: microtubule-based process. The record is from RefSeq and is a predicted model, not a curated record.